Messenger RNA from Limulus polyphemus (Atlantic horseshoe crab), 2017 nucleotides. It is a transcript of the gene mib1, whose product is annotated as E3 ubiquitin-protein ligase MIB1-like. Gene Ontology annotation, cellular component: cytoplasm. The annotation marks the transcript as partial. Gene Ontology annotation, molecular function: ubiquitin-protein transferase activity; zinc ion binding; protein binding. The record is from RefSeq and is a predicted model, not a curated record. The transcript is spliced from 12 exons. Gene Ontology annotation, biological process: protein ubiquitination. NCBI's taxonomy places the organism in Eukaryota, Metazoa, Arthropoda, Merostomata, Xiphosura, Limulidae.
AAUAAAGUCGAGACGUGGAGUUGUCUAACUUCUAAGUUAGGCUAACCUGUCAAAUUGACAAUGUUUAAAUUUUGAAUUCAGUUUUCAAAAAAAUAAAUAUUUUGACAGGCUAUUUCUGUUCUCUUCAGAUAUGGAAAGUAGCACAACUAAUGGAAGCAAUCGAAGUAACAGAGUAAACAUCAUGGAAGGAGUUGGUGGAAGGGUUAUGCGUGGACCUGACUGGAAAUGGGGAAAACAAGAUGGGGGGGAGGGUCAUGUUGGAACUGUUCGAAAUUUUGAGUCUCCAGAGGAGGUAGUUGUUGUUUGGGACAAUGGAACAGCUGCAAAUUACAGAUGUUCUGGAGCUUAUGACUUAAGAAUUAUAGAUAGUGCUCCAACAGGAAUCAAACAUGAGGGAACCAUGUGUGACACCUGCAGACAGCAGCCAAUCUUUGGACUUCGAUGGAAAUGUGCCGAAUGUACUAAUUAUGAUCUGUGCUCCCUCUGUUACCAUGGGGAUAAACAUCACCUGAGGCAUCGCUUCUAUCGCAUUGCUACACCUGGAAGUGAAAGAGUUGUCAUGGAACCCAGAAGGAAAAGUAAAAAGAUAGCCAUUCGAGGAAUUUUUCCUGGUGCUCGUGUAGUUCGAGGGGUUGACUGGCAAUGGGAGGAUCAAGAUGGAGGAAAUGGUCGUCGGGGAAAAGUGACGGAGAUCCAAGACUGGAGUGCAGCUAGUCCUCGAAGUGCGGCUUACGUUAUUUGGGACAAUGGAGCCAAAAACUUGUAUCGUGUUGGAUUUGAGGGAAUGGCUGAUCUGAAGGUAGUGAAUGAUGUUAAAGGUGGAACAGCAUACAGAGACCAUCUGCCUUUGUUGGGUGAACAAGGUCCUGGUCGAACUGGUGUCCAUGGUUUCCAGAUUGGUGACCAAGUUAAUGUGGAUCUUGACCUGGGCAUUGUCCAGUCUCUCCAGCAUGGACACGGUGGUUGGACGGAUGGUAUGUUUGAGUGUUUAGGAACAACAGGGACUGUUGCAGCUGUGGAUGAAGAUCAUGAUAUUGUGGUAUCUUAUGCAAGUGGGAAUAGAUGGACCUUUCACCCUGCUGUUCUGACGAAAGUCAAUUCUGUACCCCAGACUUCUUCUUGUGGAGAAACAUCUUCCACACAACAGUUUGCUGUUGGGGAUCUUGUCCAAAUUUGUAGUGAUAUUGAGAGAAUUAAAAUUCUUCAACGAGGUCAUGGCGAAUGGGCUGAGGCCAUGACACCCACCCUUGGGAAGAUUGGAAGAAUUCAGCAGAUCUAUCAUGACAAUGACCUGAAAGUUGAGGUUUGUGGAACUUCUUGGACAUAUAACCCUGCAGCUGUUACAAAAGUGGCAUCUGAUAGUGCCCUACCUGGUACAUCUAGUGGGGAGAGACUGAGUGCUUUAUUGAAGAAGUUGUUUGAAACUCACGUGUCUGGUGAUAUCAAUGAGGAAUUGGUAAAAGCAGCAGCUAAUGGUGAUGUGCAGAAGUUGGAAGAACUUUUAAAAAGGCCUGAUGCAGAGGUGAAUGGUGUUUUUGCAACUCACACAGCACUCCAGGGAGCAAGCCAAAAUGGUCAUAUUGAAGUCAUUAAACUACUGUUACGUUACAAUGCAGAUGUUGAGAUUGAGGACAAAGAUGGAGAUCGAGCUAUUCACCUUGCAGCAUUUGGUGAUGAACCCGGUGUUGUUGACGUGUUAGCCCGUGCCGGUGCAGACUUGAAUGCACGGAACAAACGUCGUCAAACACCCUUACACAUUGCUGUUAACAAAGGUCACAUUGGUGUGGUGAGGAUAAUGUUGGAGUUGGGAUGUCAUCCUAGCUUGCAGGAUUCGGAAGGAGAUACAGCACUUCAUGAUUCAAUCAGUAAGAAACGAGAUGAUAUGCUCACGUUGCUUUUAGACCACAAUGCUGACAUCAGUCUGACUAAUAACAAUGGCUUCAAUGCUCUUCAUCAUGCUGCACUAAGAGGAAAUCCAAGGUUGGAUGUUUUUCUUAUUCUUUUUAAAUGUCAUUCA